CUUUAUUUAUUGGUCACGUGUACAUAGAGUACUUGGAGAUUGAGACUGUAAGAUAUGUUGUCACGUAUCUCGUCUGCUAUGGCUAUACAAACUUUUAUUUAUUAAAUAAUCAUUCAAAUUACAGAUCAUUUUUUACUCGCGAGAUACGUAUAUCUUUCAACAUUAUUACGAAAUACACUUUUUUUAAAGAAUUGUUACUUGAAGAAAAUACAAUUAAAUAAUAAAAUAAUUGCGUGAUGAUAACUAGAUAAGCCAAAGUAGAUUCAUGACAUGGCAUUGGACAGUUCCAUAUUGAACUCUGGGAUCAAAUUUUGAUUUACAACAAGGAAACUCAAUUUUAUGAUUUUGGUGCAAAUGGCUGAGAGCAACACUAAGAUUACUCAAGAAACAGACACAAGAAGCAGUCCAAUACGAGAGUUCUAUCUAUUGCUGGUUGGUAAAACUGGUCAUGGGAAAAGCUCGACAGGCAACACUAUUGUGGGAAAAAAUGUUUUUCAAUCCCAGUCCAGUAUGUCGUCUGUGACUAAGCAUCUGUCCUUAAGCGUUGGCAUGUAUGGAGAAAACUACGUCAUCAAAGUAAUGGACACGCCUGGUGUUAUGGACACUUCAGAGAUAGACGAUCCGGUCAAGGCCUCAAAACUCGUCAUGGACCAAAUGAAAGACGUUGUCAUUUUGAAUCCAAACGGCUUCCACGCUUUCUUGCUUGUAUUUAAGUUUGGAAAUAGAUUUACGAAAGAAGAGUUAAAGUCAGUCCAAAUGCUAAAACAAAUAUUCGGUGAAAGUUUUGUACAGAAAUUUUGCAUUGUUAUAAUAACAUUUGGAGAUGUUUUUCAACAAGAAUUUCGAUCAACGGGCAAAAGUUUUAAACAAUGGUGUCUUGAACAAAGCGGUCCUUUUAAUAAUAUCAGACUGGAAUGUCAAGACCGCGUAGUUCUCUUUGAUAAUUCUGCUCAACGUGACGCCAACGUACAUAGAAAACAAAUGGACAAACUUUUGAAGCUUGUGGAGAAUCUUAACACAGGGGGCGACCGAUACACUGACCAACAUUUCCAGAAAGCAAAACGAAGUCGCGACACUUUAUUGCGCAAGAAUCAAAUGAUCCACAUUGACAGCGGGCUGGAGGAGGUCAGUCUCAUUUUAACAGUGUUCGAAUCAAUAGCGAAUUAUGACGUGAAUGAUCGCAGUAGAAAAUUUACAGAAAUAUUCAAUAAAUGUGACGAUCUAUAUAAAAAGUUUUCAGAAAGCGAAACUAAAUCCACAACUAUCAAAGAUUUUUUACAGCUGAUAACAGAUAUGAAAAUAUCCAGCUCCAAGUUUGCUGAUGAAUGUAAAAACAUUCGUCAGAAACUGAUACAAAAUAAGGAACGUCUUAAAGAAGAAUCGCAAAGAAUUAAAAGUGUGUUAACUGACUUUAUAUCUGUUGGAGAAGCUGGCAGUGUUUCGAAGCCUGAUUCUGAAAAAAAGGCGGGAAACGAAAGCAACUGCAACUCCUGUGAGAUUGAUCCAGUUUUGGAACACGGAGAUCAAUGGAACAGAAGGUUAGAGGUCAAAAGUAACAGUGUCACAAGAAGUGAAAAUAAUUUGUGGGAUGUUGACUCGAAAGUGUUAAAGGAUAAAGUUAUGAGCGAAUUUGAAUCUGAAAAUACCAUGCAACAAUUAAUAGCAGAAGAGAAAGAGCUACAAAAUCAGCUGAUUGACCAAAAUACUAAACUUCACAAAAUGAUCAAAAAACAUUGGAAGACUCAUACUUUAAUACAUGACAAAUGUAAUACUAUUUUGAGAACACAAACUGCAUGCAAUAUAUUUUAAUUUUUGUUUGAAAUGUCGCAUUUUUUUACUUCGGUCACAUAAACAAUUUAAUAUUAUACGAACCUUUUUUUAAGUAUAUAUUUCUGCUUAUUUAUUCAGAGCAUAGCUGUGAAACGUAUAUUUGUUUAAUUAUAUAUGAAAGUAUUAGCAAGCGUGAAUUAUGUGUUUUAUGGUAUUCUUUGUUUCUAAGGUUUUAUAUCACCAGUAAUAUUUCCAUUUAUAAAAAAUAUUUUUAGGAUCAUUUCUUUACUGUACUCUUACUAAGAAUUAUCUUUCACAUGUUGAUAUUUCAAAAUAUUUUUCUUUUAACUGAAUUUAUAUUAAUAUUGUUGUAACUCUAAGGCAAGCACUCAACGAAAGGCAGGAGGUAACAACGAGGUAUUUAUUUACAGUACAAAUAGGCAUGGACUUCAGCUAUUAGUCCCGGAGUGUCUUAUCUCAAGUGACACCAGUCCUUUCCUACCUAAAUACCAAUACAGACCACCGACACACUUCCCAGUGCCGCCCCAGGUCCUCAACACAUUUCAUGGAUAGCACCAAGGACGUUCUCUCGAGUCACUUAGACUUCCAUCACUUUAGCCGGACCCACAGCAGUCCUUCUUCCUGUCUAAACAUGUCUUCUACUGCUUGUGUUCAAUGGCGCUCUGAUGCGCACCAUCAGUGUGGCUCGGAUGUGGAGUUACAACAGUAUGUUUACUUCAUACUUGUAGAUACCUAUGUGUCAUUUGGUUUACACGAGUAGUCAGUUACUUAUACAUAUUUUUAUCGAUUUAUAUUGCUUUAAUUUCUACUGUUAACCUUAUAUAUGUUGAAUGGUAAAAAUACUUUUUGUACAUUAAUAAUAAUAUAAAUUAAUAUUUAUAAACUUUGAUGUUUAGAGCGUUCAUUUGUUAUAAAAAAAUGUUGUUAAUAUGAUUCAUUAUGUUAUUUGGAACGCUUAGUGAAAUCUGGUUUGAUGCAUUUAUGUGGAUAUCAAUUAGGUACCUGCUCAGAACACUAUAUUCAACCACUACUUUGUAUGUUUUGAUAAUUAAAUAACCUAACAUUGAA
Messenger RNA from Biomphalaria glabrata, 2859 nucleotides. RefSeq lists its product as uncharacterized. The transcript has 2 exons. The record is from RefSeq and is a predicted model, not a curated record. NCBI's taxonomy places the organism in Eukaryota, Metazoa, Mollusca, Gastropoda, Planorbidae. Bases 340 to 1809 code for a protein of 489 amino acids. Gene Ontology annotation, molecular function: GTP binding.